Messenger RNA from Haemonchus placei, 558 nucleotides. Lineage: Eukaryota; Metazoa; Nematoda; Chromadorea; Rhabditida; Trichostrongylidae. The record is from the annotation of a GenBank genome assembly.
AUGUGUGACCAUGGCGCAGGCGGGUGUCGACACGAAGCGGGUGAAAUGCCUGAUUUUGGAGAAGGUCAACGAUAUGAUAUGCAUCAAUAUAUCGAUAUGAAUAAGGUUACGGUUUUGAACGAGAACGUUGACGGUCAAGGAAAACUAGUUUUCAAACCAAUGGAUCGAAGAUUGGACAGAAUCGAUUUCGUGUUGAGCGAUUGUGAUGAAGAACUGCUGUUCAACGUACCGUUCUCGGGUCAAGUACGAAUCACCGGUUUGUCGGUGAUCGGUGAUGAUGAUGGGAGCCAUCCUGCGAAAGUUCGUAUCUUCAAAGAUCGGCCAGCGAUGUCAUUCGACGAUUGCUUGAUCGAGCCCGAUCAGGAGAUCGACUUGAAACAGGAUCCCAAUGGCGUUGUUGAUUACCCACUGAAGGCAGCGAAAUUCGGUACAGUAUCGCACCUGAGCGUCCACGUCGCGAAGAACUUUGGUCAUGAGCAGACUAAGGUCAAUUAUAUCGGCUUACGAGGCGAAUAUCAGGCGGAUUUUCGUCAGCAGGUUGGCGUUGAUUUUAUAUAA